Gastrolobium bilobum is the source of this 1891-nucleotide messenger RNA. Its product is annotated as probable terpene synthase 2. Gene Ontology annotation, molecular function: terpene synthase activity; magnesium ion binding. The transcript is spliced from 7 exons. Gene Ontology annotation, biological process: diterpenoid biosynthetic process. The record is from RefSeq and is a predicted model, not a curated record. Lineage: Eukaryota; Viridiplantae; Streptophyta; Magnoliopsida; Fabales; Fabaceae. Bases 76 to 1761 code for a protein of 561 amino acids.
UAUUAGUUUAUGUAGCCAUUUAGUGUACCCAAUAUAGUUUGAAACAAUAGUCUCAAUAACCCUGAAAGGAAAACUAUGUCAGUUUCAGCAAUUUCAUCACUAGUUACUCCAACCCCUCACGCCUCCUCCGGUUCUCGGCGUUCGGCAGAUUUUCAUCCCACCGUUUGGGGGGAUUAUUUUAUUCAAUAUGCUUUAGAACCUAUGGAAGUGGAUGAAAUAACGAAGAGACAGAUUAUAACACUAAAUGAAAAAGUGAGCAAGAUGCUAGUGCCUAUAAAUGCUAAGGCCUUUAGGCCCUUGACACAAGCUAACUUGAUUGAUUCAGUCCAACGUUUGGGAUUAUGCUAUCAUUUUGAACGUGAGAUUGGUGAAGUGUUGCAACACAUUCACAAUAGUUAUGUUGAAAAUGGUAUAAUAACUCUCAAUGAAGACCUCUAUUCUCUUGCCCUUCUCUUUAGGUUACUGAGGCAACAAGGAUAUUACAUUUCGCCUGAUGUUUUCAAGAAGUUCAAGAAUGAGGAAGGAAAGUUCAAUGAAACAAUUAUUACUGAUGUUGAGGGAAUGCUAAGCUUGUAUGAAGCUGCACAUCUCAGGAUUCAUGGAGAGGACAUAUUAGAUGAAGCACUAGGUUUCACUUCCUCACAUCUUGAGUUAAUGACCACCCAAUUGAGUCCUUCUCUUGCUGCAAAAGUCAAUCAUAGCUUAAAGCGGCCACUACGCAAGAACGUGUCUAGAUUAGUGGCAAGGCAUUACAUUUCUACUUACGAGGAAGACCCUUCCCAUGAUGAAUCUUUGCUAUUAUUUGCCAAAUUGGAUUUUAAUAUGCUCCAAAAACAACAUCAGAAGGAAGUUGGAAUUAUUUCAAAGUGGUGGAAAGAUAUGGAUUUUGCAACAAAAGUACCUUUUGCACGCGAUAGGAUUGUGGAAGAUUAUUUUUGGACACUGGGAGUGUAUUUUGAGCCCCAAUACUCACUUGGUAGAAGGCUAAUGACCAAGGCCAUAUCCAUGGCAUCAAUUAUUGAUGAUAUAUAUGAUGUUCAUGGUACAUUUGAAGAGCUCCAUGUUUUCACCGAAGCAAUAGACAGGUGGGAUAUCAGCUGCAUGGAAUUUCUGCCAGAUUACAUGAAAUUUUGCUACCAAGCACUCUUGGAUGUUUUUCAAGAAAUCGAACAAGAGAUGGCCAAGGAAGGAAGAGGAUUCUGUGUAAAAUAUGUCAAAAAUGAAGUGAAAAGGUUGGCCAAAGUCUACUUUGUUGAGGCCAAAUGGCUCAAUAACAAUUAUACACCGACAAUGGAAGAGUACAUGGAUAAAGCACUUUUAAGUUGUGGUUACCAUUGUCUCACAGCCGCAGCCUUUAUUGGGGUGGGAUGUAUUGCUACAGAAGAGGCCUUCAAAUGGUUAACCAAUGACCCUAAAAUUGUUACAGCUUCAGAAGUUAUUUGUAGACUCAUGAAUGAUGUUGUUUCCAACGAGAUUGAGCUGAAGAGAGGAAAUGACGUGUCUUCUAUUGAGUGCUACAUGAGGCAACACGGUGUCACAAAGCAAGAUGCCAUUGAAGAAUUAAAUAGACGUGUGACAAGUGCUUGGAAGGAUAUCAAUGAGGAAUUCCUUGACCCUACCGAAAUGCCAAAGCCUCUCCUAAGGGUAGCUCUCAACCUAUCACGUGUAAUUUAUGUUCUUUACAAAGAUGAAGAUGGCUACGUUCACUCUAAAGGAUCAACAAAGGAUGACAUUGCAUCUCUUCUCUUGAAUCCAUGCUAGCUCACUGUGAGAAUAAUUUAGGAUGUACUGCGCUUCUUCAACUGCCUUAUGAAUAUGAGUUAUUGCAAUAUAUGUUUUUUCUUUGGAAAUAUUCCAAUCGGUUCAUCGCUUCGCAACUAAUCCGAUUCGG